AUGCGCCUCUACCUACUUCCCAUCUCCACAAGGCGAACCCUCAUUUACUGCCAGCGACUCAAUGCCACCACUACAAAUGAGGUUUCCCUACUAGAUAAGACAACUACAAAGGCGAAUAAUCUUUGGAGUAGUUGGGAGAAGAAGGAAUCAGGAUGGCAGAAGAAGGUGGUCGAGUUUGGGAACAAGGCUCUGCAAAGGAUACCAUAUGAGGAAUGGGGUUUAAAAUCGAUUCCUCCCUUGUCUAAACGAAGGCGAGCAGAAGAGUUGGGCGAUAGAGAGAAAGUUGAGAUCUCAUUUCCCUCAAAUUUUCUUCCACAGGAAAGCAUUUCGAAAAUCUUGCAGAUACUUGGCACAGAGAGGAGGCAACUUCAUAAGACGAGGUUAUGGGGUUCAAUCAUUGGAAUGCCUUUGGUUGCUCCUUUCGCACUUGUUCCGAUUAUCCCAAAUUUACCUUUCUUCUAUCUCUGCUUUCGUGCAUAUAGUCAUUGGAAAGCGUUAGCAGGGUCUAAACACAUUGACUUCCUUUUGAAGAAAAAUCUCAUUGCACCCAAGCCAUCCAAGAUAUUAGACGAGUUAUAUUUGAAUAACAAGAUUCCGUCUCCCGACUCGAAAAGUGCGGCUGAUACACUAUCAUCAAAUUCGAAUGUAUCGGAUGUUGAGACGAUGCUACUUCAUGCUUCUGAUGGAAAGGAAAUUGCCAAAGCAUUAGACAUACCAGAAUUGCAAAUGGAACUUGAUCGAGCAGUUUGGCAAGUAGAAAAUGAUCUGGAAGCUAAAAGGAAAACGAGGGAGGAAAAGGACCAAUUGGCCUUGACCAAGGAGGAGGCCAAGAAAUAA
Messenger RNA from Botrytis porri, 837 nucleotides. RefSeq lists its product as uncharacterized. The record is from RefSeq and is a predicted model, not a curated record. The transcript is spliced from 2 exons. Bases 1 to 837 code for a protein of 278 amino acids. Gene Ontology annotation, cellular component: mitochondrial inner membrane. Lineage: Eukaryota; Fungi; Ascomycota; Leotiomycetes; Helotiales; Sclerotiniaceae. Gene Ontology annotation, biological process: potassium ion transport; proton transmembrane transport.